CCACAAUUCACCAAACCUACCAGUUUAGUUUUUGCAAAACUUCUCUUCAGUCUUGAGCAAAAUGGCCACAGCAACAAAGCUACUGCUAACAGACCUCAUGUCCGGUGUGAACCAUGUCCCCUCAAACUACGUUAGGCCCAUCUCUGACCGUCCAAAUCUCCGUGAUGUUCAGAUAUCAGAUGCCUCCUCCAUUCCUCUCAUUGAUCUCAAGGACCUCCAUGGCCACAACCACUCUAAUAUUAUCAAACAGAUUGGCCUAGCUUGCCAAACUGAUGGUUUCUUUCAGGUGAAAAAUCAUGGGGUGCCAGAGGAAAUGAUCAAAGACAUGUCAAGUAUAGCAAGAAAGUUUUUCAAGUUGCCAGAGAGUGAAAGGUUGAAGAUGUACUCAGAUGACCCUUCAAAGACCACAAGGCUUUCCACUAGUUUCAAUGUCAGGACUGAAAAACUUUCCAACUGGAGGGACUUUCUGAGACUCCAUUGCUACCCUCUUGAAGAUUAUGUCCAAGAAUGGCCUAACAAUCCCCCAUCAUUCAGGGAGCAAGUGGGUGAGUAUUGCACAAGUGUGAGAGGGCUGGUACUAAGAUUGCUUGGGGCCAUAUCAGAAAGCUUGGGCUUAGAAAAGAACUAUAUUGUUGAGGCAUUAGGCAAGCAAGGCCAGCAUAUGGCUUUGAAUUACUAUCCACCCUGUCCAGAACCAGAGCUUACAUAUGGAUUGCCUGGACAUACAGAUUGUAACCUAAUCACCAUCCUUCUCCAAGAUGAUGUGCCUGGAUUGCAGGUCCUUAGAAAUGGCAAGUGGGUUGCUGUCAACCCCAUUCCCAACACUUUUAUUGUCAAUAUUGGUGAUAUGAUGCAGGUAAAAAUUAAUUAA
Messenger RNA from Prunus mume (Japanese apricot), 871 nucleotides. The record is from RefSeq and is a predicted model, not a curated record. Lineage: Eukaryota; Viridiplantae; Streptophyta; Magnoliopsida; Rosales; Rosaceae.